AAUACCUUUUAAAUCAAUUUAAAAAUGUGGUACACUGAACAAAAGAAGAUCAUGGCAAUACUUCAUACAAACUAGAAUUCAAAAUAGAACAAUAAAAAUUGUGGCUGCGGUUCUUAUGUCAGUAUGUGGUGAUUACAGAAAAAACUGAUUGUUCAGUAAAGUUUUAUUACAUACUGACAUAACAAACGUAAAUCACGAGAAAAUGAACUAUGUAUGGAGAAAGUGGCAUGCAUAGACUUGCUACAACAGACAGAAUCGUUACAGCAGAUUUGUAUAAUUGGAACUGUCUGCACUCCCGAAGGUUGGCAGCCUCGAUGGUUUGUACUGAACAACGGAAUAUUUGCAUAUUACAGUUGUCUGGAAGAAAUAAACAAGGGUUGUAAAGCUUCACUAAAUAUUUCUGCUGGUGAAGUUAAGGUACAUCCAACCGAUAACACAAGGUUUGAUAUUGUAUUACAACAUGAUCAACACUGGUAUUUACGUGCUAGCACUCCAGCAGAAAGGCAGAAAUGGUUGAUUGCUCUUGGAACUGUUAAAGCAAGGAAAUGCGAGUUGGGUGGAAUAAAUACCAAAGACACAGCGAAAUCUAAUGAAGAAAUUCAGACAAAAGUUUCUGAAUUGAGAUUGUAUUGUGAUCUGAUAUCCAAUCAAGUUUUACAAUUAAAGGAGGAAGCUCAGGUUCAGCAUCCAGAUGCCAAGGUACUUACCGAAACUUCAUCCAUGUUGGUUGCUACAUGCGAUACAUUUUUAAACACACUGACACAAUGUCUCAGCAUGACAGAGAAAAAGUUUGCAACGAAAUCAAAUAUCGUUCGUGGUGAUGAUGUAUUGAUGGCGUUGCCGUUUUCCGGUGCCAACUCGUCUAAAAGCAGGGAGAAAUAUAGUCGAAGAUCUGUAUCUGUUAAGGAAGAAACUUCCUAUAAUCAUGCAAAAGAUUUCGCCCAAACUGAUGAAUCAUUUUCCUUGGAACUUCCUAUUAGUCAUUCUGCUCCAAGUUCUCCUCCUCCUCCUGAUGAUGAGAUCUCACCAUUUGCUGAUGCAACGGAAAGACUUUUACAUUUACAUAUUUCCAACACUUUGAUACCAAAGAACUCUGUUGAAAUCACUUACAGUACUUCAACACCUGUAGAAAAGUCUACAGAAAACGAAGCUAUAUCUAAAGACCAAAACAAAAUAUUGCAAAAUACUGAUUUACACAACAACAACACAAAGAAUAACACAAAUAUUCUUAAAAACACAAAUGAUGAAUGCAGACUGUCAUUUUUCACUGCUAUGCUACAUAGUUUCACAGAUAUAGUAUUGGAGGAAGAUGGUGGCGUUCCAACUACACCAUUCUUAUCAGCAUGUGAUUGCUUAUUACCUUUCUUUGAUUUGAUUGGUUCAACAGCAUUUGCUCCUGUUAAAAUGGAUUUAGGUGGAAACAUAAAGAAAAUUCGAACCAAACAACUGACAGAUCCAGUUCGAUUCUGUACCCUGCAAAGCAUUGUCAAUCAGGAAAUUGAGACAAAUACAACCAAAGUUAGAAAUUCAGCUACGGAUGCUCUCUUAUGGUUGAAAAGAGGUCUUCGUCUUGUAUAUGCGCUUCUUGUCAAUAUUAAGAAUGGUGAAAAAGAUUUAACAGUGGCUUUAAAUUCUGCCUACAACAGUACCUUGAAACCUUAUCACAGUUGGGUUGUAAAAGGAAUCUUUGCGUUGGCAGUGAAGGCAACUCCAUAUUAUGACGAUUUUUUGAGAACGUUCCAAACAGAAUCAUUGUCUUCAGAUCAUCCCGAUUUUAUGGAAAUCGUCAUGCGAGACAUUGAUCAAUAUUCUACUGCAAUUGAUGUUGUUCUGAGUAUUGUGGACAACUUUUAUCAACAACACGCUUUGGAUUCUGCUGCUAUUGUAUAGAAUUUAUACAGUUUUAUUCCAUACAAUAUUAUUGGACACGAUAUUGACCUAUGGGUUCAUUUUGUUAUUAUUAUUAUGUUGUUGUUGUGAAAAAUCGCUUUUCUCUUCCAACUACUGGGCCAAUUGCCUAGAAAUAUUGAGUGGUUAAAGCUUGUUGUUGUUUCUAGAAGGCUAUUUUCAUUCAUUUCAGAAAUACUGUAGGCUCAAUGGUAGUCGUUUUUUACUUCUAAGUUUUGUGUGAUAACGCCGUUGUUCUGUGAUCACAUCGCAGCAAUCUGGUGGUUAGACUACUGGUACUGUAAAAGUUUUGAUGCUACUUCGUUUUGGUCUUCGAGUCCAUAUAUUUGACAUUGCUCUCUUGUUGUAUUAAAUAUAUGAAUGUUUCACUGUUUUAUAAACUAAUUAAUAUCAUUAUUCGGCAUUUCUUAUUUCUUUCGUAAGUUCAAUACAGUUGUAUACAUUUCUUGAUUUUCCAUCUAUCUUUUCAUGCAAACAUUUUUGUUUCAUCAUGCAGAAUUUCCUAAAUAAUUGUAACAAAAGUAUAUUAUAACAGAGUUGAACUAUUGCGAUAAAUUAAAGUAUAAAAUGAGCUGCUCAUCAGUUUUAAAGUAUAUUUUGUGUUUUUUUAUCAGUCAGAAUUUUAAAAAUUAUCCAAUAUGUCCUCGUCAAAACUUGCUUGGAAAAAUGAUGCAUUUUAUUGUUUCCAAUUGCAAUGUAUAUUUCCCAUAUUGUUUGUUGACACUUUUAUGUUAGUGACCAAACUAUUUUUUAUUAAUCAAUUGAUUGGUUGUGGAAUAUGGAAUCUGUAUUAUCCAAUUUGAGGCUGGAUGUGACUGUACAUUUGCACCCGUAUAUCUGCGGGUUCAAUUUAUAUGAGGGUGCUGAAAACCAUGGGUUAGGGUUAGUAUGGGUUCAAAUAUCCGUAAAGGAAAAAUUCCAUAGGUGCAAUAGUAUGCAGGUGCAAUUGUCGGGGUUCAAAUGUAAUGGAACCGAGGCAUGAUGUUAAUAAUUGGCUGUUUUCUGAAAAUUUGUUUUGUUCAGUCGAGUUAUAAAAUCUUUUUUUUUUACAUCUUAUACCAGUAUCAAUUUUUUAUUUCAGUUUCUUAUAAACUCUUUAGCAUAUGUUUAUCCAAUUUUGACAUCAUUUCCUUGAGUCAGAGAUUUCUCUAGGAUGGAUAUCCUUUUUUGCAUAUAUUUCAUUUACACUCUGUAUAUUGUGUUUAGCAAGUGAAUAACUACCGCUGUAGCAUAUCUAUACAAAUUGCAUUAUUAACUUGAAUUUGAGAACAAAAUAAGAAGUCCAAAGCUUCUAUAAAA
Styela clava is the source of this 3207-nucleotide messenger RNA. The record is from RefSeq and is a predicted model, not a curated record. Lineage: Eukaryota; Metazoa; Chordata; Ascidiacea; Stolidobranchia; Styelidae.